AUGGAGUCGAAACGUUCGAAACUUCGCCCCCGUUUCACCCCAUUUUUCCUCGUCUGUUUCCUUCUCAAAGUGCCGCGUGUUGACGGACUGCGACCGCGUGGAAUCGGAUUGAUUCGACUGCCGUUCGGUGAGUAGUUUGCUGUUUUUGUGCGAUCACGUCAUCGUGUUUCGAUUGUGUCACUUUUGAAUCUCAAUGUUCGAUCUAUUGCAGGAGUAUCGGAUCAUCGUUCCGGUCCCUACCUGCCCAACCUCUACAUUGCCGGAAACAAACUCUACCACAAGACGCAGACAGUGCCCGACGUUUCGCUGCCCGGACAGGAGAAGCACUUUUCCGGACACGCCCAACUCAACCCGUUCACCCACAUGGUCGCCGUCGGAACGAACAACGACUUUGGAGAUUCGUGGGGAGCCGGAUACGCUCUGCAGGGUGUCAACUUUCUCGGUUCGUUGAUUGAUGUGAAAAGUAGGAUUGGAGGAGACGUUUAGAUUUGAAUCUGAGAAAGAACUACAGACAGUAUGCGAACAUGCCUCAUCUGUUCACCGACGGACAGCAUCAGCCAUUUCAGGUGGGUAAAGUGACUGUUUCGACUGAUUCAACGAACGGGCAUCUUCCAGAAUUCGUUCAUUGUUGGCGCUGAGGUCGACUCUUCCAAGUUCACCAGUCAUGCGGUGGCUGUGGACAUUCCGCUCCCGGGAAUCAACGAAGUACCGUCACCCUCAAUUGUGUUCUUUCUCACUUUUCGCUAUUUUCAGGUGUUCGACUUCCAAGAGGAAACACUGGAGAAACACGACGAAGAGCUGACGGACAUCUACCACACUCGCAUGAACUUCCCGAUUCCCACGACGAACCAGCGGUUCCCGUUCAAGGCGCACUUCUUCGAACGGAUCAACGACAUCGAUCUCAACUUUGCACACCUCAUUCCCAAUCUUAACAUUCAUGGCAUCGACCGAGAAAAGGUGAGAGCUCAGGGGUUCUAGUGCUGUAAAAUAUAUCUAUUUUUUCAGAUCGUCGAUCAACUCGUCCAAAACAAAGCGAAUCCAACACUUGUCGGGUAA
Messenger RNA from Caenorhabditis sp. 36 PRJEB53466, 1056 nucleotides. The record is from the annotation of a GenBank genome assembly. NCBI's taxonomy places the organism in Eukaryota, Metazoa, Nematoda, Chromadorea, Rhabditida, Rhabditidae.